Messenger RNA from Alternaria hordeiaustralica, 603 nucleotides. RefSeq lists its product as uncharacterized. The coding region runs from base 1 to 603 and encodes 200 amino acids. NCBI's taxonomy places the organism in Eukaryota, Fungi, Ascomycota, Dothideomycetes, Pleosporales, Pleosporaceae. The transcript has a single exon. The record is from RefSeq and is a predicted model, not a curated record.
AUGGGGCCGCCAUGUUACCCAGACAACCACACCGGCUUUACGGUGGAGCAGCAGAACGAGUUCAGCGAGCGUCUGAACAAACAGGGGCUGCUCCCUGACAAGGUCGAGGGCAUUCAGGUACCACGGCCAUUUCCCCUUCUGUGGGUACCUGUCACGAGAGCAAGAGAAUUGCAGCCAGGAUACAAUUCGAGGACCGAUCUUGUGUAUCUCCUCUCGCGCUUCCCGCCUGAUCCGUGGGGUCCUAUCUUCGAGGAGUUGCGCCACAAGUGGCAGCGGGACGAAGCCGCCUACUGGGCCAGCCAGCGGGCGCAGGGGCAUGAGCAGCAGCUGGCGGCGGGUUGGCAACAGAUCCCAUACCCUCAUCCACAGCAGGAUGAGAUGGGUGGCCAGAGCGCGCAGAUGCACGCGCAAUACUGUGAGGCCAGGAACGCGGAUGAGACACUUGCUGCCGCGCAUCGAGCAGCAGAGAAACGGCGCCGGGAUGACAUGGCGAUGGAGAGGGGAGACAGCGGUGUCGAUGUGUUGGGUAGGAACAAUGAGUCCGGGCUUGAAGAGACUUUGGCGCUCAGCCCAAACAUCGAUCCACGUUUGCUCGGCAUGUAA